Messenger RNA from Sardina pilchardus (European sardine), 2564 nucleotides. It is a transcript of the gene angptl4, whose product is annotated as angiopoietin-like 4. The transcript has 7 exons. The coding region runs from base 95 to 1474 and encodes 459 amino acids. Lineage: Eukaryota; Metazoa; Chordata; Actinopteri; Clupeiformes; Clupeidae. The record is from RefSeq and is a predicted model, not a curated record. Gene Ontology annotation, biological process: triglyceride homeostasis. Gene Ontology annotation, molecular function: enzyme inhibitor activity.
CUGUCUAAGCUGACUCUCUUGAAUCUGUUGCACAGUAGGCAGACCUCUGUGGUACCAUUUCCUACACACCAAAGACAACCGGCAAGAACACAAGAUGAAGGUCACAGUCACCAACUUGAUGCUCUGCACUGCCAUCCUUGCAACUACCGGGUCAGGCUUCCCAAUGGAGAGGAAGGGGUCAGCUGGGAAGGAGAAGAGGGUCCAGUAUGCCGCGUGGGACGACGUGAAUGUGCUGGCCCACGGGCUACUGCAGCUGGGCCAGGGCCUCAAAGAGCACGUGGACAAGACCAAGCUCCAGGUGCGAGACAUCACUGCCAAGCUGAAGUCUUUCAACGGCACGGUAACUGACCUGGGCAAGCUGACCCUACGGCUGCAGGAGGACAACAAGGUGCUGAGAGCAAGGACUGAAGGUCUGGAGGAGAGGGAGAGCCAGGUCCUCAACGUCUCCUCGGAGCUGCGCGAGAAGGCUGACGAGCUGCUGACAGAGAAACAGGCGGUCCACGAGAGGAUGAACAGGCUUGAGGAGAAAGUGAAUGGUGUGCUGCAAGGAGAGGAGUUGCAUGCCGCCAGUGGUAACUCCACUGAUGCACGGACCAUCCAGUGGAUGAUGGAGGCUCAGAACCGGCGUAUAGAUGAGCUCGUGGACAGAAUAAAGCAACAGCAGGAAAAGCUGGACAAGCAGAACAUCCGUAUUCGAACUCUUCAAAAUCAGAUACAGAUUAACAUGCAGUCAUUCCUAAAGCGGAAAGGCGAUGUCAUCCCUCAAAACGGCAGCAUCGAACAACACGAUUCACCACAAGAUAUGGCCUCUGACUGUCACGAACUUUUUCUGAGAGGGGAGACAAGCACUGGAGUUUACACAAUCAAGCCUUUGCAGUCUGAACCUUUUGAUGUUUUCUGUGAAAUGACAGCAGAUGGGGGGUGGACAGUCAUCCAGAGACGGCAGGAUGGCUCUGUAGAUUUUGAUCAGCUCUGGCAGGCCUACCAAAGUGGCUUUGGAAACCUCAAUGGUGAAUUCUGGCUUGGCCUAGAGAAGAUGCAUUCAUUGUCAAAAGAUGGUAACUACAUCCUCAAGGUCCAGCUCAGCGACUGGAGAGAUGACCUGGAGACCAUCAAGUACCCGUUCCGUCUGAGCGGGGAAGAGAGCCACUACUCACUGCACAUCCUGGACAAUGCCUCCAAGAAUCUCGAGAGUGCUUUUCCUAGUGAUCCUGCCGGCUUGCCCUUCUCUACCCGGGACAAAGAUAAUGACCAGAAAAGCGACAUCAACUGUGCCAAGCACCUUUCUGGCGGAUGGUGGUUUAGCAACUGUGGUCACUCCAACCUGAAUGGCAGGUACUUCGUUACCCCGCCACCCAAGCAGAGACACCAGAGGAAACAGGGAGUGUUCUGGAAGACUUGGCGCGGUCGCUAUUAUCCUCUGAAAACAACAACGAUGAUGAUUGCACCCUCCGAGAUCGAGAACAAAUCUUAGAGCGAGAUGUUGAACACAAGAGUCGUGCACUACUGAGACCAUGUUUAAAACAAGUCACAUUUUUAUAGUGAUCCAAAUAGUUAAGUCCAAAUAUUGGUUCUUAAGAGAGAAAAAAGGUGCUAAAUUCAGAGAUUCGUGUUAAGUGUCCACACCAUUUCACAGUGAAACUUUUCAAUAGACAUUUUAAUUUGAAGUGUGAAAAGAACAUGGUGUGUUGAAGCUGACAUGGAUACAGUAUCAAAUCACUGUCUCUGAGUAGGAGAGAGCCAUCCAGGUUACAGAGUACUAGAUGUGCUUGAGUUAAGCGUGUACCGGCAUGUUUGCAUAUUGCAAGCACCUUUUAACAUUUUCCACAUGUUAAGACGGAUCUGGUAUGAGGGGCGCUAUGAAAGCCCCCUAGCACUGAUAUGGCUACCCAUUUACAGAGAGCAACUAUGAACAAGGGCCGUUCAAGGACCCAAUCAUAUGGACCAAACAUGCACACAUUCAGAUAGAGAUUGUGUGACCUCUAUUAGAGGCAUUAGUUAUGCAGUGGCAUUAUCAAAAGACAAUGUAGAACAAUGCAGCAUCACAGAGCAUACAGGCGAGUAAGAUAGCUUUAGUUGUCAAAUUGUGCACAUGUGGCUUUUCUGGUCCUUUAAUAAUAUACAGCUGUUGUUGUCUAGUCUACUGUUUAUUUUUAUUUCAGCUACAACUCCAUCUUCUUUUAGUGGAGUCUUCCCCCUUCAGUCAUAUUGACUGUAUUUUAUUCCUGAAGUUUUCUCCACUUCCUGUAAAUACUAAGCAGAGUUUAUGUUGACUGAACCUUUAAAAUCGUGUAAAUGUAAACACAUUUAGUUGUGCUCAGUUGUAAUAUUCUCAGUUCAUGUUGACAAAAUGCCAUGUUCUUAUUUUUUUUCUAUUUAAGUUCUGUAAAGAAUCACUGUGUACUUUUUACCUUUUUGUUAAUUAUUUAUAUUUCUUAUAUUUUCCAAAAGUAUAAAAGACCUUUGAUAUUGUUUUCUCUUUCUUUUUUUACACAACGGAGAAGAACUGAUCUUUAAGUCAGAUGUCCAUUCAGUUGGCCAAUAAAGAUUAUUUUAAAAAUGUU